This is a messenger RNA of Doryrhamphus excisus (bluestripe pipefish), 3424 nucleotides long. The record is from RefSeq and is a predicted model, not a curated record. NCBI's taxonomy places the organism in Eukaryota, Metazoa, Chordata, Actinopteri, Syngnathiformes, Syngnathidae.
AGUAUCAUAUAUGUAAUGCUAAUAUUUGUCCAGCAGAGGGUACUGCAGGCUAGUUAGUCACUGUGCUUAUUGGGUUAAUUCCUGCACAUUGAGAGGGGCGUGCACAUCAUUAAAAGGUAAUUCUAGUGAUGUCCGUUUUAAUUUGGCAUUGUAUUACUUUUAUGAUCCUUGGGACGGAUGAUCUAAAUGUUGAUUUGUAGCAGCGAUAUAUUUUUUUAUCGGCAAUUGAGUUGCUUUAUCAAUAAGAACUACUUCCUGGGCAAUAGCUGGCGUAGCAGCCGGGCUGCAUGUCAUCAGGCAGCCCACAAUGAAGGACGUCAUCUCACUUCUUUGCAUGAUCUCGGAAGCUUGUGCGGUUUUUUUUCCUUUUUUGAGCGUCUAAGAGAGUGUGAUCAUAAAGGAGAAGAAUGGCGGGACCCUCGUCGGUGGAGGCUGUCAAACGAAAAAUACGAUCUUUGCAAGAGCAGGCGGACUGUGCGGACGACAGAGCCCAAAGAUUACAACACGAGUUGCAUGAGCAGCUCAAAGCCAGGGAGCAAGCUGAGGGUGAUGUGGCUUCCCUCAACAGACGCAUCCAGCUGGUGGAGGAGGAGCUGGACCGUGCUCAGGAGCGUCUGGCCACCGCCCUGACCAAGCUGGAGGAGGCAGAGAAAGCCGCUGAUGAGAGCGAGAGAGGCAUGAAGGUCAUUGAGAACAGGGCCAUGAAGGAUGAGGAGAAGAUGGAGAUCCAGGAGAUCCAGCUCAAGGAGGCCAAGCACAUUGCUGAGGAGGCUGACCGUAAAUACGAGGAGGUGGCUCGUAAGCUGGUCAUCAUUGAGGGUGACCUUGAGCGUACGGAGGAGCGUGCUGAGCUGUCAGAAAGCAAAUGCGCUGAGCUGGAGGAAGAGUUGAAAACUGUGACCAACAACCUGAAGUCACUGGAGGCCCAGGCUGAGAAGUACUCACAGAAGGAGGACAAAUACGAGGAGGAGAUCAAGGUCCUCACAGACAAGCUGAAGGAGGCUGAGACUCGUGCUGAGUUUGCUGAGAGAUCAGUAGCCAAGCUUGAGAAGACCAUUGAUGACCUGGAGGAUGAGUUGUAUUCCCAGAAACUGAAGUACAAGGCCAUCAGCGAGGAGCUGGACCACGCCCUCAAUGACAUGACUUCCAUGUAAUUUUUUUCCCCCCCGACCCGCCGUGCCUUCUCGUUUCAUGUUAUGCGGUUAUUCUGAGUACUACAUCCUGGAGCUGACAUCAGCUCGCCGGGAUGCUGCUGUAUGUUACUACGUUACAUUGUUUACUCAGCCUUGAAAACAAUGUAUUUCUAUGUGUGAGUAUUCUCUAUGCCAAUUUAUGAGUAAGGUCAUGCAUGACACAUAGAAUAGCAUGGACCUCCAAUUUCUAGUCAUCAGUCAUACAGCAAAGUGGCAUCCUUAGCAAAGCAUGUAAAUCACUGUAGCCCCGAGCGUUUCCUCUUUUGAUUGAUUGUCUACUAAUAUGUCCAGCUACCCCCCCCCUCCACACCCUCACAUUAAAUCACCCACCCUCCUCAUUUGCUCUGUUUUGUGGCGUGACUCUGUUUUGAUGUUCCGUCUGUUUCACUCUACCUCUUCUCUCCUCCCCCUCACACAGAUAAAUUGUUUACAUCUCAUCAAAGACGCCUCCUUCCGGCUGAGUGGCAUCUGUCCGCCCUCUCCAGCCGUCCCUCCAUCUUCCUUUCCCUCCUCUCAUCUGUGCUUUUCCCAUCAUCGUGUUUGUUCUCAUCCUCAUAUCAAAGUCCAUCCCAUCUCUUGUACAGAAUCCUAAAAUCGUUCUGCGUUGUGUAAAAAAAAAAAAAAGAAUAAACCUCAUCCCUUCUAUGUACGCUGUAUCUCUUUACUCUCUCCCUAUUUAUUUCAAGUGGCUCAACCUAGAAGCCUUUCUUUUUAUGUUCUGUCUCUAUUUUUCUUUUCCCCUCCACUCCUUUUCAUGUUUUAACAUCGCAGAGCGUGGACAAUGCUUAAGCCGAGACUUAACGCUAAUUACUGCAGCAGGGAAUCUUAGUUGGGGUAUUUUGGGAGAUUUGGAAGAUGUCGGUAAAGUAGUGAGAUGAUGGAGAACAUCGAGUUGGAUAAAACAGAUUGAGAAGCUUCGUCUGCCUCUCUGUUGCAAUAUUAUGACACCUGGGCAUUGUACGUGAUGCAGUAUUUCAAUAAAUGUAAAAUGGAAAUACGCUGAGUCUUCUUGAAAGUGAGUGUAUGCGGCAAAAGUGGUGCUUCAGCCUUCAACAUUUACAUCAUUCAUUUACCAAUUUGGUUAUAGUUUAGCUCAGACUAACAUUCAACUUGUUAAAAAAAACUUGUUAAAGUUGUGCUUUGCCUGGAUCAUAGGCACCUGAACCAAUGAUUCAUGGUAUACACGCUCUUCUCACAGUUAAAAUGUUUUUUUAAAAAUGUUGGCCAAAACUCAAUAACUCAAAAUAAAAAAACUGUACUCUGUGCACAGUAGUUGAAAUGGUGUAUUGCUCAGCCCAUUGUUAACUUUUUAAAAAUAUAUUUUAGCUGUAAAUGACACAAGAAAGUGGCAAAAGACUGUAAGAAGUAUUGUUAGAAAUACAAGUAAAAGUACUUUCUAUUUUCAUUGUUUUCUUAAUUGACAAUUUUGUGGAAAAAGCAACCUUUUUCAUUGUUUAUAAAUGGUCCUGAUAUCUCGUAACAUAGAGCAGGGUUUUUUCAAAGUGUGGCACUGUUGACCUUCCUCAGAGAAUAUAAUACAGCUGCUGUCCAAAGAAUUAAUUUUCUGCAGCAUAUUUUGUCUUUUCUGCUCCUCCCUAUACGUUAAAGGAAGUGCAAAUGGCUGUCUGGCUUUUUUAUGGCUUUAAACAGCUGUAGGCUUUUCUUUACUUUAAUAUUUUUAUUAUUCUGUUGUCUCUGAAGAUAAUUGUUCUUAACACAAGUUCCAGUUGUCAUUCUAAUGUCAUUCAAAUACUCACUUUAGCUUCAAAUUUCACCACUUUAUCAAUAAUUUGGUGCUUAACUCUAUGCAGAUUUGAAUCAAUCAUGUUAUUCUAAAGCCCAUCCAGUGUUUUUAAAUGUCUCCACCCUGAUUAUCUUUUCUAGCAAAGGUAGGCUUUGCAUUUUGUCCGGAUUUUUGAGUUUGUUUUGUUUGGCCUCUACCUAAAACUGCCGUGUCACUAAUGUAUGCCUCGGCCUUCAAUUGGGGCAAUUUCUUUUUAUUUUAAAUGUACUUACAAGUGUGUGACUUGCAUAUAUAUAUUUUAAAAUCAUUCUGAUCCCAUUUAUUACCAACUACAGCAAGAAUCAUCAAUUUUGCUUGUGUUUUUAUUCAUCUGAAUAACAAUGUUGUCGUUUUUGUCACCCUAUUUUUGAGUGCUGUGUAGCGCUGGUUAAAACACUUGCACGUUAAUAACUAAUAUAGCAAGCAUGCUUCUUAACAGUUAAUCUUG